Messenger RNA from Myripristis murdjan (pinecone soldierfish), 5955 nucleotides. Its product is annotated as echinoderm microtubule-associated protein-like 6. Gene Ontology annotation, molecular function: microtubule binding. The record is from RefSeq and is a predicted model, not a curated record. The coding region runs from base 1 to 5955 and encodes 1984 amino acids. Lineage: Eukaryota; Metazoa; Chordata; Actinopteri; Holocentriformes; Holocentridae. The transcript has 46 exons.
AUGUCGGACCGGACCGCCCCGGGGUGCCGGCUCAGACUGGACUGGGUCUACGGGUACCGGGGCCACCAGUGCCGGAAUAACCUGUACUACACGGCGGGAAAGGAGCUGGUGUACUUCGUGGCCGGGGUCGGAGUGGUUUACAACACCAGGGACCACACCCAGAGGUUUUACCUGGGACACAACGACGACAUCAUCAGUCUGGCGCUGCACCCGGAGCGCCUCCUGGUGGCCACGGGUCAGGUGGGCAAGGAGCCCUACGUGUGUGUGUGGGACUCGUUCAGCGUGCAGACGGUGUCGCUGCUGCGGGACGGACACACACACGGCAUCGCCUGCCUCACCUUCAGCUCCGACGGACAGCGGUUAGCCUCGGUCGGCCUCGAUGCCAAGAACACAGUGUGUAUCUGGGAGUGGAAGAGAGGGAAGAUCUUGGCGACGGCCACCGGACACUCAGACAGGAUCUUCGACAUCUGCUGGGAUCCGUUUCAGCAAAACCGCCUGGUGAGCUGUGGAGUCAAACACAUCAAGUUCUGGGCUCUGUGUGGGAACGCUCUCACUCCAAAGAGGGGGAUAUUCGGGAAGACGGGCGACCUGCAGACGAUCCUGUGCGUGGCGUCGGCUAAAGAUGACAUCACGUACUCGGGGGCGCUGAACGGCGACAUCUACGUGUGGAAGGGCCUCAACCUGAUCCGCACGGUGCAGGCGGCGCACGGGGCUGGGAUCUUCAGCAUGUACUCCUGUGAGGAGGGCUUCGCCACAGGAGGCAGAGACGGCUGCAUCAGGCUGUGGGACGUCGACUUCAAGCCCAUCACCAAGAUCGACCUGCGGGAGGCCGAGCAGGGCUACAAAGGUUUGUCUAUUCGUAGUGUUUGCUGGCGAGCCGACCGGAUCUUGGCGGGAACCCAGGACAGCGAGAUCUUCGAGGUGAUGGUGCGGGACCGGGACAAGCCUCUGCUCAUCAUGCAGGGCCACAGCGAGGGCGAGCUCUGGGCGCUGGACGUUCACCCCAAAAAACCUCUGGCCGUCACCGGCAGCGACGACCGCUCCGUCAGGCUGUGGAGCCUGGCCGACCACGCGCUCAUCGCUCGCUGUAACAUGGAGGAGGCGGUGCGCAGCGUGGCGUUCAGCGUGGACGGCUCCCAGCUCGCUCUCGGCAUGAAGGACGGAUCCUUCACCGUCCUGAGAGUCAGGGACAUGACGGAGGUCGUCCACAUCAAAGACAGGAAGGAGGUGAUCCAUGAGAUGAAGUUCUCUCCGGACGGGGCGUACCUCGCCGUCGGCUCCAACGACGGCCUGGUGGACGUCUACGCCGUCGCCCAGAGAUACAAGAAGGUUGGGGAGUGCAGUAAGUCCUCCAGCUUCAUCACCCACCUGGACUGGUCUCUGGACAGCAAAGUCCUGCAGACCAACGACGGAGCUGGAGAUCGCCUCUUCUACCGCAUGCCCAUGGGGAAGCCGGUGCUCAGUAAGGAGGAGGUCAAAGGUCAGCGCUGGGCGUCGUGGAGCGGGGUGCUGGGGUCAGAGGUCAGCGGCAUCUGGCCCAAAUACUCGGAGCUCAGCGAGGUCAACGCCGUCGCCGCCAACCACGCCGCCGCCGUGCUCGUUACCGGGGACGACCAGGGCCUCGUCAAGCUCUACCGCUUCCCCUGCCUCAGGAAGGGCUCCAAGUUUAAGAAGUACAUUGGCCACUCGGCCCAUGUGACCAACGUCCGCUGGUCACAUGACCUGCAGUGGGUGCUGACCACGGGCGGGGCCGACCACGCCCUCUUCCAGUGGCGCUUCCUGCCGGAGGGCGUCGUGAACGGGGGCCUGGAGGCCAACGUGCAGGGAGCGCAGGACAGUCAUGGCGACUCGGACAGCGAGGAGUCGGACAGCGACGUGUCGGACGUCCCGGAGCUCGACUCCGACAUCGAACAGGAAACACAGAUCAACUAUGAGAGACAGGUGUAUAAAGAGGACCUGCCCCAGUUGCGGCAGCAGAGCAGAGAGAAGAAGCAGCAGGUCGGAUCCCUGAAGAGACAGAGAGGACCAGACCAGGGCCUCCGCCUGCAGUUUGUCCACGGUUACCGUGGCUACGACUGCAGGAACAACCUGUUCUACAGUCCGGGGGGGGAGGUCCUGUUCCACGUGUCGGCGGUCGGCGUCGUUUACAACCGGCAGCUGCACAGCCAGCGCUUCUACCUCGGCCACGACGACGACAUCCUCUGCCUCAGCACACACCCGCACAAAGACUACGCUGCUACGGGACAGGUGGGGAGGGACCCUGCCAUCCAUGUGUGGGACGUCCAGACUCUGAAGUGUCUGUCGCUGCUAAAAGGAUUCCACCAGAGAGGAGUGUGUGCACUGGACUUCUCAGCGGACGGGAAAAGUCUGGUGUCGGUGGGAAUCGAUGACAGUCACUCCAUCAUCGUCUGGGACUGGAAGAGAGGAGAGAAGCUCGCUACCGCCAGAGGUCAUAAGGAGAAGAUCUUCGUGGUCAGGUGUAAUCCCAUGCUGAAUGACAAACUGGUCACUGUGGGAAUCAAACACAUCAAGUUCUGGCAGCAUGCAGGCGGCGGUCUGACGUUCAGGCGCGGCGUUUUCGGGAACCUGGGCCGGCCCGAGACGAUGAUGUCGGUGUGUUACGGCCGCAGCGAGGCGCUCGUGUUCUCGGGCGCCGCCACCGGAGACGUUUACAUCUGGAAGGAGCCGCUGCUGCUGAAGACGGUGAAGGCUCACGACGGGCCGGUGUUCGCCAUGUUCUCCCUGGACAAGGGGUUUGUGACGGGUGGUAAAGACGGCGUGGUGGAGCUUUGGGACGACAUGUUCGACCGUUGCCUGAAGACCUACGCCAUCAAGAGAGCCGCUCUGUCUCCUGGGUCCAAAGGCCUGCUGCUGGAGGACAACCCGUCCAUCAGAGCGAUCACUCUCGGUCACGGCCGCAUCCUGGUGGGAACCAAGAACGGAGAAGUUCUGGAGAUCGACAAGACGGGACCGAUGACGCUGCUGGUGCAGGGUCACAUGGAGGGUGAGGUGUGGGGGCUGGCUCCUCACCCCCUCCUCCCCCUGUGUGCCACCGUCAGCGACGACAAAACGCUGCGACUCUGGGAGAUUUCGGCCAAUCACCGCAUGGUGGCGGUCCGCAAGCUGAAGAGAGGCGGCCGCUGCGUGGCCUUCUCUCCGGACGGGAAGGCGCUGGCCGUGGGUCUGAGCGACGGCGGCGUGCUGGUGGUGAACGCCGACACGCUGGAGGAUCUGCUGAGCUUCCAGCACCGCCGGGACGCCAUCUCUGACGUCAGGUUCAGCCCCGACACAGGGAAGUACCUGGCGGUGGCGUCCCAUGAUAACUUUGUGGACAUCUACAACGUCCUGACCAGCAAGAGAGUGGGAAUCUGCAGAGGAGCCUCCAGCUACAUCACACACAUCGACUGGGACGCCCGAGGUAAACUGCUGCAGGUGAACACAGGAGCCAAAGAGCAGCUUUUCUUCGAGGCUCCAAGAGGAAAGAGACAAACCAUCAGAAACUCUGAGCUGGAGCGGCUGGACUGGGCCACCUGGACGUGUGUUUUGGGUUCGAGCUGUGAGGGAAUCUGGCCGACGCACAGCGACAUCACCGACGUGAACGCCGCCUCGCUGACCCGGGACAGAACGCUGCUCGCCACCGGGGACGACUUCGGCUUCCUCAAACUGUUCAGCUACCCCGUCCGAGGCCAGUACGCCCGUUUCAAGCGCUACGUCGGCCACAGCGCCCAUGUGACCAACGUGCGCUGGGCGCAGGACGACGCCGCCCUGCUGACGGUGGGCGGAGCCGACACGGCGCUCAUGAUCUGGGCCAGGGAGCGGGGGGGCGGCGAGGGGGAGGGGCCUCUGUACCGGGACAACCACCCGCCCGUCGACAGCGAGGAGUCAGACGACGACAUCGAAGAGGACGGAGGCUACGACAGUGACGUCGCCCGGGAGAAGACGGUGGAUUACACCACCAAGAUGUUGGCUGUGAGCAUCAGAGAGAUGAGAGGCACCAAACCUCACCAGCAGCUGAAGGAGCUGUCAGCUGAGGAGAGGCAGGGCAUUGUCAAGGGAUCCAGGCCUCCAGUGAGUCGAGCAGCUCCUCAGCCAGAGAAACUGCAGAAGAACAACGUGACCAAGAAGAAGAAGCUUGUGGAGGACCUGGUGUUGGACCACGUGUUUGGUUUCCGGGGUUUUGACUGUCGUAACAACCUGCACUACCUCAACGACGGCACCGAGAUCGUCUACCACACCGCCGCCACUGCCAUCGUGCACAGCCUGAGCACCGGAACUCAGAGUUUCUACCUGGAGCACACGGACGACAUCCUCUGUCUGACAGUCAACCAGCACCCAAAAUACAAGAACAUCAUCGCCACCGGGCAGAUCGGUGAUGUCACUGAGCUGCCAGGCUCCACCCCCUCCAUCCACGUGUGGGAUGCGAUGAGCAAGCAGACUCUGUCCAUCCUCCGCUGUCCUCACACCAAAGGAGUCGGCUACGUCAACUUCAGCGCCACGGGGAAGCUGCUGCUGUCUGUCGGAGUCGAACCUGAACACACCAUCACCGUGUGGCGCUGGCAGGAAGGCUGCAGGGUGAGCAGUAAGGGCGGGCACCCGGACCGGAUCUUCGUGGUGGAGUUCCGGCCGGACUCGGACUCCCAGUUCGUGUCGGUGGGAAUCAAACACAUCAAGUUCUGGACGCUGGCCGGCGGCUCGCUCAUGUACAAGAAGGGAGUGGUGGGCACGGUGGAGGACGGGCGCAUGCAGACCAUGCUGUCGGUGGCGUUCGGCGCCAAUAACCUGACCUUCACCGGGGCCAUAAACGGGGACGUGUACGUGUGGCGGGACCACUACCUGCUCCGGGUGGUGGCCAAGGCUCACACGGGCCCCGUGUUCACCAUGUACACCACGCUGCGGGACGGGCUCAUCGUCACCGGGGGCAAGGAGAGGCCGACUAAAGAGGGCGGGGCAGUGAAGCUGUGGGAUCAGGAGAUGAAGCGCUGUCGAGCUUUCCAGCUGGAGACGGGCCAGCAGGUGGAGUGUGUCCGCUCCGUCUGCAGAGGCAAGGGGAAGAUCCUGGUGGGGACGAAGGACGGUGAGAUCAUCGAGGUCGGGGAGAAGAACGCGGCGUCCAACCUGCUGAUGGACAGUCACAUGAGGGGCGGCAUCUGGGGCCUGGCCGCCCACCCCACCAAGGACAUGUUCAUCUCAGCCAGCGACGACGCCACCAUCCGCAUCUGGGACCUCGCCGACAAGAAACUGCUGAACAAAGUGUGUGUGGGUCACGCGGCGAAGUGUGUGAGCUACAGCGUGGACGGAGAGAUGCUGGCGGUGGGGAUGAAGAACGGGGAGUUCCUCCUCCUCCUCACCAACUCGCUCAAGAUGUGGGCGAAGAAACGAGACCGCAGCGCCGCCAUCCAGGACAUCCGCUUCAGUCCGGACCGCCGGGUGCUGGCGGUGGGCUCGGCGGUGAGCACAGUGGAUCUGUACGACGUGGGCGGCGGCCCGGCGCUCAGCCGCCUCUCGUACUGCAGCCACAUCCCCGCCUUCGUCCUGCACAUGGACUUCUCUGCUGACAGCUGCUUCCUGCAGGUGUCUACAGGAGCCUAUAAGCGUCAGGUGCAUGAGGUUCCUUCAGGGAAGCUGGUGAGCGACCAGAUCGUCAUCGAUAGAAUCACCUGGGCCACCUGGACCAGCGUCCUGGGAGACGAGGUUUUGGGGAUUUGGCCCCGAAACGCCGACAAGGCCGACGUGAACUGUGCCUGCGUGUCGCACGCCGGCCUCAACGUCGUCACCGGCGACGACUUCGGAUUGGUCAAGCUGUUCGACUUCCCCUGCACAGACAAGUUUGCCAAACACAAGCGUUACUUCGGCCACUCGGCUCACGUCACCAACAUCCGCUUCUCCUGCGAUGAUAAAUACGUGAUCAGCACAGGAGGAGACGACUGCAGUGUCUUUGUGUGGAAAUGUGUGUAA